AUGGAGAUCCACUCCGUGUUACCUGAAGAGCGAGCAAGAGAUCCAAAAGGCGAGACCCUUCCCUGGGGUUAUCGCUAUGCAGAGUCAGUUAAUUUCGAUGCGAACCUUGAAUCCUUGUCGGGGAUCUUCCCACCCGGAGAACCACACUCUAACUCGUCGAACAGCUCCGCGAGAAAUGCCAGACAGCUACCAGAAGAGAGCGGGCCUUUCGGUCGCAAUCGCAGUAUAAGAUCCACGGCGUCACGAACGCCGCGCGCGAGGACAGGCACCACACCGGUUCGACAAAAGGAGAACACUGCCGUGGCCGAGUUUGGGAGGUUGUUCGCAAAGGAACAGGCGAAAGAGGAAGAGAGGAAGACCACGUUACCAUCUCCCCCGACCGCUCCAGGCGAAGUACCCGCGACAGAACGGCCGAUCCAGCCAGAAGCCGUGCCCACGGAAUGUCUACUCUACGGCUACGCAGGUAAACACUCGGAAUGGAAGGUCCUGUCGAAAUUCGAAAAGAUCGUCUCCCCCGGCAUAAUCUGCGAAGACUACCCACGAGAAGAUCCCAACCUCUACCUCUCCUCGAACUCACCGUUUGGCCUCUCGAGAGCCUCUGUGGUGGUCCAUCAGAAUCUCAGCCGUGAGGCCAUCAAGAAGAGUCGGAUUUAUUGUGGUGGGAACCACUGGAUCAAGAUCACAUUCGACUCCUACCAGGCCGCAGAGAGGGCAUGCUUUUACAGUCCCAUUGAUAUUGAUGGUUACAUGGUGCAUUGCGAGAUGUGGCACGGAAAAGGCCCAGCGGCAGACGUUCCCUUGCCCAGAGGCCCUGCUCCCGGGCUCGAUGGGUCAGACCUUCUACAGCCCCAGCCACAGUCGUCGCGACAUCUCGAUGAUGGUCGGAGAGCACGGACCCUAAGCUCGUCGCAAUCUUCCCGUAUGCUAUCAGGCAAACAGUCGGCCAUUGCGGGCUUUGAGCGGGCGCUCCAGACCCUACCCCGUUCUCACACCAUGCCCGACAUGCAAUACGGACAGCCUCCAAACCAUGAAGAAGAGGAAAUCUCUGUAGAUUCCGCGACCGCAUCAUCGGCGACGGCGACGGCCACCGACCUGGCACCCCCACAGCUAUCCUCGUCCACUGGUCUACGUUCACGCUCUGUGCCCCAGCUGCCUGGAGAAGCCACCCAGCACCCGCCGGAUUCGGAAUACAUGACGCACAUCAAAAACGUGAAAAAGGUAGUCUUGCGACCCAUGUCGGAAGCCCUGCCCCCGCAACCGACGUUUGCAGAGAGAGUUCUUCGGAGCAUCCCGAUUGUGUCGUAUUUUAUGGGCAGCACGAAGCAAGGAGCCGCGGGGCGACGUGAUGUGAUCGGGGAGGGGCCACUGGUCAAGGACGACGGGAGCUGGGACCCAGCUAAUGGCUGGUACUGGAGCUUCUGGCACGGCGUGGACAGGUGGUUCGGAACCGACUUUUGUGGCCUGAAGGACGAUUGA
This is a messenger RNA of Fonsecaea monophora, 1476 nucleotides long. RefSeq lists its product as hypothetical. The coding region runs from base 1 to 1476 and encodes 491 amino acids. The transcript has a single exon. Lineage: Eukaryota; Fungi; Ascomycota; Eurotiomycetes; Chaetothyriales; Herpotrichiellaceae. The record is from RefSeq and is a predicted model, not a curated record.